Cebus imitator (Panamanian white-faced capuchin) is the source of this 5748-nucleotide messenger RNA. RefSeq names its product phosphatidylinositol-4,5-bisphosphate 3-kinase catalytic subunit gamma (gene PIK3CG). The coding region runs from base 128 to 3289 and encodes 1053 amino acids. Lineage: Eukaryota; Metazoa; Chordata; Mammalia; Primates; Cebidae. The transcript is spliced from 9 exons. Gene Ontology annotation, cellular component: phosphatidylinositol 3-kinase complex, class IB; cytoplasm; plasma membrane. Gene Ontology annotation, molecular function: 1-phosphatidylinositol-4-phosphate 3-kinase activity; 1-phosphatidylinositol-3-kinase activity. Gene Ontology annotation, biological process: cell migration; phosphatidylinositol-3-phosphate biosynthetic process; phosphatidylinositol 3-kinase/protein kinase B signal transduction. The record is from RefSeq and is a predicted model, not a curated record.
UGGGUCCCUGUGCACACGUCUGCCGCUUAUACCUCCUCUUCCUCUCAUCUCGCCAGAAAAACUUAAAGGGAAAAUGCCUUUCUUGUGACAAAUCCCUGUGUCCCUCCGCUCCCAGGUCGCUUAGGGCAUGGAGCUGGAGAACUAUGAACAGCCUGUGGUGCUGAGAGAGGACAACCGCCGCAGGCGCCGGAGGAUGAAGCCGCGCAGCGCUGCGGCCAGCCUGUCCCCCAUGGAGCUCAUCCCCAUCGAGUUCGUGCUGCCCACCAGCCAGCGCAGCUGCAAGAGCCCCGAAACCGCGCUGCUGCACGUGGCGGGCCACGGCAACGUGGAGCAGAUGAAGGCCCAGGUGUGGCUGCGCGCGCUGGAGACCAGCGUGGCGGCGGACUUCUACCACCGGCUGGGCCCGGACCACUUCCUCCUGCUCUACCAGAAGAAGGGGCAGUGGUACGAGAUCUACGACAAGUACCAGGUGGUGCAGACUCUGGACUGCCUGCGCUACUGGAAGGCCAUGCACCGGAGCCCGGGCCAGAUCCACCUGGUGCAGCGGCGUGCGCCCUCCGAGGAGUCGCAGGCCUUCCAGCGGCAGCUCACCGCGCUGAUUGGCUAUGACGUCACCGACGUCAGCAACGUGCACGACGACGAGCUGGAGUUCACGCGCCGCGGCCUGGUGACCCCGCGCAUGGCGGAGGUGGCCAGCCGCGACCCCAGGCUCUACGCCAUGCACCCCUGGGUGACGUCCAAGCCCCUCCCGGAGUACCUGUGGAAGAAGAUUGCCAACAACUGCAUCUUCAUCGUCAUUCACCGCAGCACCACCAGCCAGACCAUCAAGGUAUCGGCCGACGACACCCCCGGCACCAUCCUGCAGAGCUUCUUCACCAAGAUGGCCAAGAAGAAAUAUCUGAUGGAUAUCCCCGAAAGCCAAAGCGAACGGGAUUUUGUGCUGCGCGUCUGUGGCCGCGAUGAGUACCUGGUGGGCGAAACGCCCAUCAAAAACUUCCAGUGGGUGAGGCACUGCCUCAAGAACGGAGAAGAGAUUCACCUGGUGCUGGACACGCCUCCGGAUCCGGCCCUAGACGAGGUGAGGAAGGAAGAGUGGCCGCUGGUGGACGACUGCACGGGAGUCACCGGCUACCAUGAGCAGCUGACCAUCCACGGCAAGGACCAUGAGAGUGUGUUCACUGUGUCCCUGUGGGACUGUGACCGCAAGUUCAGGGUGAAGAUUAGAGGCAUUGAUAUCCCGGUCCUGCCGCGGAACACCGACCUCACGGUUUUUGUAGAGGCAAACAUCCAACAUGGACAGCAAGUGCUUUGCCAAAGGAGAACCAGCCCCAAACCCUUCACAGAGGAGGUGCUCUGGAAUGUGUGGCUUGAGUUCAGUAUCAAAAUCAAAGACUUGCCCAAAGGCGCUCUACUGAACCUCCAGAUCUACUGCGGCAAAGCUCCAGCACUGUCCAGCAAGGCCCCUGCGGAGUCCCCCAGUUCUGAGUCCAAGGGCAAAGCUCAGCUUCUCUAUUAUGUGAACCUGCUGCUAAUAGACCACCGGUUCCUCCUGCGCCGUGGAGAAUACGUCCUCCACAUGUGGCAGAUAUCCGGGAAGGGAGAAGACCAAGGAAGCUUCAAUGCUGACAAACUCACAUCUGCAACCAACCCAGACAAGGAGAACUCAAUGUCCAUCUCCAUUCUUCUGGAUAAUUACUGCUACCCAAUAGCCCUGCCUAAGCAUCAGCCCACCCCUGACCCGGAAGGUGACCGGGUUCGAGCAGAAAUGCCCAACCAGCUUCGCAAGCAAUUGGAGGCAAUCAUAGCCACUGAUCCACUUAACCCUCUCACAGCAGAGGACAAAGAAUUGCUCUGGCACUUUAGAUAUGAAAGCCUUAAGCACCCAAAAGCAUAUCCUAAGCUAUUUAGCUCAGUGAAAUGGGGACAGCAAGAAAUUGUGGCCAAAACAUACCAAUUGUUGGCCAGAAGGGAAGUCUGGGAUCAAAGUGCUUUGGAUGUUGGCUUAACAAUGCAACUCCUGGACUGCAAUUUCUCAGAUGAAAAUGUAAGAGCCAUUGCAGUUCAGAAACUGGAGAGUCUGGAGGACGAUGAUGUUCUGCAUUACCUUCUACAGCUGGUCCAGGCUGUGAAAUUUGAACCAUACCAUGAUAGUGCUCUUGCCAGAUUUCUGCUGAAGCGUGGUUUAAGAAACAAAAGAAUCGGUCACUUUUUGUUUUGGUUCUUGAGAAGUGAGAUAGCCCAGUCCAGACACUAUCAGCAGAGAUUUGCCGUGAUCCUGGAAGCCUACCUGAGGGGCUGUGGUACAGCCAUGCUUCAUGACUUUACCCAACAAGUUCAAGUAAUUGAGACGUUACAAAAAGUCACCCUUGAUAUUAAAUCGCUCUCUGCUGAAAAAUAUGACGUCAGUUCCCAAGUUAUUGCACAACUUAAACAAAAGCUUGAAAACCUGCAGAAUUCUCAUCUCCCCAAAAGCUUUAGAGUUCCAUAUGAUCCUGGACUGAAAGCAGGAGCACUGGCAAUUCUGCGAAUCAUGGAGUCCAUUUGGGAGACUGAAUCUUUGGAUCUGUGCCUCCUGCCAUAUGGUUGCAUUUCAACUGGUGACAAAAUAGGAAUGAUCGAGAUUGUGAAAGACGCCACGACAAUUGCCAAAAUUCAGCAAAGCACGGUUGGCAACACGGGAGCGUUUAAAGAUGAAGUCCUGAAUCACUGGCUCAAAGAAAAAUCCCCUACUGAAGACAAGUUUCAGGCAGCGGUGGAGAGAUUUGUUUAUUCCUGUGCAGGCUAUUGUGUGGCCACCUUUGUUCUUGGAAUAGGUGACAGACACAAUGACAAUAUUAUGAUCACAGAGACAGGAAACCUAUUUCAUAUUGACUUCGGGCACAUUCUUGGGAAUUACAAAAGUUUCCUGGGCAUUAAUAAAGAGAGAGUACCAUUUGUGCUAACCCCUGACUUCCUCUUCGUGAUGGGAACUUCUGGAAAGAAGACAAGCCAACACUUCCAGAAAUUUCAGGACAUCUGUGUUAAGGCUUAUCUAGCCCUUCGUCAUCACACAAACCUACUGAUCAUCCUGUUCUCCAUGAUGCUGAUGACAGGAAUGCCCCAGUUAACAAGCAAAGAAGACAUUGAAUAUAUCCGGGAUGCUCUCACAGUGGGCAAAAAUGAGGAGGAUGCUAAAAAGUAUUUUCUUGAUCAGAUUGAAGUUUGCAGAGACAAAGGAUGGACUGUGCAAUUUAAUUGGUUUCUACAUCUUGUUCUUGGCAUCAAACAAGGAGAGAAACAUUCAGCCUAAUACUUUAGGCUAGAAUUAAAAACAAAUUCGUGUCCUAUGGUUUAAAUUAGCAUAUCAGUCAUCAAACUUGGAUUGAAAAUGCAGUAGACAUUGUGAAAGCUGGCAUUUCAGAAGUAUAGCUUUUUUCUUAGCUGAAGUCUUCCCUGGAGAAAAAAAUAAUAUUGGCAUUCCUGAUUGUUUGGUUAAGUAAUGUUCAGUACUAGGGUUAUUUGCAGGUUUGUUUUUCCUCAUUUGUCUGUGGCAUUGGAGAAUAUUCUCAGUUUAAACAGACUACUGACUUCCUUAUUGUCCCUGAUAUUUUUACUAUCUUACUGUCGAGUGCUCCUUGAAAUUCUUUGGAAUAAUUGGUGACAUCUAUUUUUAUCUGGGUUUACUCUCAAUUUUGGUUAUCUUUCUGUUCCUCAAGCUCUUUAAAGAGAAAGAUGUAAUCAUUGUAACCUUUAUUUCAUUCCUUAAAUGAUGCUUCCAAACAUCCCCUUAGUGUCUGCAGGUGUUAGUGGUGUGCUAAAAGCUAGGAAGGCAAGUUAGUCUUUUCAGUGUCUUUUGCAGUUAAAUUCUUUUGUUGUGUACACCUGAGACACACGAACAUAACGGGAAAUCUCAACUGUUGUGCCUUGACCUUACUCUGCUGGUCUGGUUCCAGGGUUAUGAAUAUGAAAAAAUAGAGAUGAGACCUUUUGUGUCAGUUCUGUCCACAAGAGUGAGUUAUCCCUUACAAUUAGUAUAGCUUUCUCCAGCAUGGCACCAGGCAGUAACUGCAGGGCCUCUUUUAUGCCUGUACAUUUCUUCCUUUCCUUUGUCCCUGCCUCCCUUUUUCAUCAAUUGUGAUGCUCCCAUAGCUCUUUACAGACUUGUGAAAUAUCCAAGAACAGCUUUACCCUAGAACUCAAAAAUUAGUUGAAAAAGAAUUACUUCUCAAGAAUUAUUAGAUUCUUAGGUACUUAAUUGUAAAGAUGUUUAGUGACUUUUUAAGAAGUGUCUUACUAAAGGAAGCAUUCUAGAAAAUAUGAAUUAGCUUCCAAAUGCCUUAAUUUUAAACUUUGGCCUUAACAGUUAUUUUUUUUAAUGGAAGAAGAUAUUUAAUAUCUUUAAAAUAUUCCAAGUUAGGAAGACACUAACUUGCCUUAUCUAUUUCCCAUUUAAAGGACUUUUAAACUUUGACACAUCCUUCAGAUUUCCUAAAAAUAAUUGAAAUAUCUUACUUUAAAAAUAUUUUCAUCUCUUAAAUGUCUUGUUAUUUAUUGAAGGUAUUGUUCAACCUUAGAGAGAGAGACCAUUAAAUUAUUUAUAAAAUACUUUGUAAUUAACUGUAGUUAAUACAUUACAUAGAAGAAACUAUGUUAGCAGUGUCUAUGUUUAAGUAUAAUUAGAUAUAAAUAUAUACCUAAUUUUUAAAUUUUCAAAAUAGAUACCUGUUUGACUCUGAGGUAGUCCAGAUUUUUUUAUUUUUAAAUGUAUGCAAAAUCUCAGUGGUUCCUAAGCCUGGCUGCAAAGAAGAAUCAACAGGGACACUUUUUAAAAACACCCUUAUCAGCUGGCGCAACACAGUGAGACCCCCAUCUCUUUAAAAAAAUUAUCCAGGUGUAGUGGUGUGUGCCUGUAGUCCCAGGUACUCAGGAGGCUGAGGCAGGAGGAUUACUUGAGCCCAGGAGGUUGAGGCUGCAGUGAGUCAUGAUCAUGCUCCUACACUCCAGCCUGGGUGAUAGAGUGAGACCCUGUCUCAAAAAAUAAAAAUAAAAACACCCUUCCCUGAGUUCCAUUCCCAGGUUAUAAUUUAACUACUGUGGGAUGAAGCCCAGAUGUCAAUAUUUUCUAGAUACUUUAGGUGAUUCUAAUUCACAGCCAGAGUUGGAAGCCCUGUGUGGCCUUUGAAGGUCUAGGCGACUCUUCUUCCUUGCCCUUUGAGCUUUUCCCUGUCUCACAGGUAUCUAGAAAAAAACUCCUCCUCUUUGGCAACCUGUCCUUUUAAAAUCACACUCUACCCACCUGUACAGAGGACCAUGCCCUAUCAUGAAAUGUUUAUUCCUCUCUGUAAAUGGAGGAUAGACAUUUUGUGGCACUUCUGGACCAACUAUUCCCUACCAUUCUUUUGAAGAAAGGCAGGAAGAGUGCUUUCUAAUUCAGAAGACAAUGUUUUCACUAUUCUGAUAAGCAAUAGCCAAGCUCAGACCUUGUACAGAUUCUUCUUUUUAUUUGAAUUGCUGAAAUAAGUUCUUGAUGAUGCAAAAAAUAGAUUAGAGAGGAAUAUAUUUAUAUUUAUCUUAAUGGCACCUGUAAUUACCUGUAGUUAAUCUCAGUGGUUCCUAAGCCUGGCUGCAAAGAAGAAUCAACUGGGACACUUUUUUAAAAAAAACACCCUUAUCAGCUGGGGCAACACAGUGAGACCAUCUCUUAAAAAAAUAAAAAAAAUAAAAAAUAAAAAUUAGCCAGAUGUAGUGCUGUGUGCCUGUAGUCCCAGG